Molecule: messenger RNA, 6577 nt
Organism: Nannospalax galili (Upper Galilee mountains blind mole rat)
Lineage: Eukaryota; Metazoa; Chordata; Mammalia; Rodentia; Spalacidae
Gene: Nhsl1
Product: NHS like 1
Exons: 8
Coding region: 478-5373 (1631 amino acids)
Biological process (GO): cell differentiation
Source: RefSeq, a predicted model, not a curated record
UUCUGCAGGGUGAGGAGUUAGCUCCCGGCAUACCAGAAGCCUGGCAUUCUGCCUUUGCGGGGAAAGAUGCCCUGGAGAGGUGUAGGAUUACAGUUGGGGAUGCUAGGGAUACAGCAAAGAGUCGGGGUGCCUUGACUGUUCUUCACAAAGUCCUGACAAGUGUGCCUGAAAUGAUCACUCUGCUUUUUUUUUUUAAAGAUCGUAUUUAUUUUUAUUUUUUGCCUGUGCACAUCCUCGCCAGAAAUUGGGUUCUACAGUGUGGUUAGGGAAAACCAUUAAAUUUUUUUUUUCUUAAUCUUUCAUUUUGCUUUUCCUUUUAAUCGGGGACACGGAAGCAGAAUGCCUGCCGGACUCUCAACAUUGUCUGGAUAAGUGGGAAGAAGCAGGCUUGUUUCAAGAACCUGGCCAAUGUUUAAAAGCCAGCUUUUUGUUUGUUGGACUGCCCUUUGUCUCUAGAGGAUUUUGAUGUGAAAGAAGAUGAAAAAGGAAGGCUCCUCAGGUUCCUUCAGACUCAAAGCAAAUCCCGGCUCUCUCUCACGUGCUAUGAGUUGGAUAAAUUUCUCCUCCCUGUCCAGGCAGACAAAGAGGCUGUUUCGCAGUGAUGGGGAGCUGUCGGUUUGUGGGCAGCAGGUGGAAGCAGAUGAUGAAAACUGGAAAUACAGAACCCAGCCCAGAAAAGCGGUUUCCAACCUCGACGAGGAGAGUCGAUGGACAGUCCACUACACCGCGCCUUGGCACCAGCAGGAGAAUGUGUUCCUUCCCUGUACAAGACCCCCCUGUGUUGAGGACCUUCACCGUCAAGCCAAACUCAACCUCAAAUCAGUGCUGAGGGAAUGUGACAAGUUGCGGCGAGAUGGCUGCCGGAGUUCUCAGUACUACUCUCAGGGACCCACCUUUGCAGCCAGCUCCAGCCCGGGUGAUGAUUAUCAGGAUGAGGAUGUGGAAACAGAUCGAAAGUGUUCCCUGUCCUCAUCUGAAGAGGAAAGAUUUAUUGGCUUCAGGAGACCUAAAACUCCAACCUCAGGUGACUUCUCAGACCUUAAUACUCAGACGAACUGGACCAAGUCCCUGCCGCUGCCAACACCAGAAGAAAAGAUGCGGCAGCAAGCCCAAGCAGUCCAGGCUGACGUGGUUCCUAUUAACAUAACUGGGGAGAAUUUCGAUCGCCAGGCCAGCCUUCGGCGGUCUCUAAUUUACACAGACACUCUGGUAAGACGACCGAAGAAAGUCAAAAGGAGAAAGACUAUUACAGGAGUCCCUGACAGCAUUCAGAAGGAGCUAGCAUCAGUCAUUGGCCAUGAUGAUGGUAGUAGUCACUCAAUGUAUCUCCCAGAUCACUACUCUACACUAGAAAGACUCGAUAGCUAUCGGUCUACCGGGCAGCGCUCAGAAACCAGGGACUCCAGCUGUCAGACCGAGGACGUGAAAGUCAUUCCGCCAUCAGUGAGAAGGAUCAGGGCUCACAAGGGGCUAGGCAUUGCAGCCCAGAUGAGCCACUUCUCAGGCUCCUCUGGCAACAUGUCUGUGCUGAGUGACCCGGCGGGUAUUGUGUUUCCAUCUCGCCUCAACAGUGAUGCUGGUUUCCACAGUCUUCCCCGUUCUGGGGCUAGAGUGAGCACUUACUCCCUGGAGGCAAGGCUGGGUGCCCUGGGCUCUGCUGAAGACAUAGAUGGCACUUUUCCCUACCAGGGGAGCAACUCGCAGGGACAUGAAAACUUUGCACAUUUAGGAGUUGCCUUGAGGACCGGAACCCUUUUGAGACCCAAGUCCCAGGAGCUGAGGCUUGUGGAGAGUGAAAACAUAGCAAGUCCAGCAUGUGUGGUUUCUCCUCAUGCAACCUACUCCACCAGCAUCAUCCCAAAUGCCACACUCUUGUCCUCCUCAGAGGUUAUUGUUAUUCACACUGCUCAAAGUGCAGGACAGCUGGACAGUAGAAUGCCUGGUUCAUCCUCUUACUCAAAGAUAAAACCCAGAGAUCGCCCCACACCCAGAUGUUCUCUGAAAGAUGACCAUCAGUCCCCCAGUCACCACUGGAACGAGUGUCAUUCCAUUCACUCACAGGCCUUAGCUUGCCCUGCCCCCAGUGCCAGCACACUGUUAUCCCUCUGUGAUUCAGAGGUCUCUCUAAAUACCCCAGCAAAUAGGGAGAAUGGAUCCCAUACCAUGCCCUAUCAUUGUAGAAACAACCUGAGUUUCCCUGCCCAUUCCACAGAUGUCGAUGGCAAGAGUGAGUCUAGUUAUUCAGGGGACAGGGGGCAUGGCUGCUCAGAGCCCUGGGAAUACAAAGCCUUGGGCAAUGGGCAGGUAUCCCCACAGAAGCCACACCUGAUAACUCCUGGUUGUUCCACUCCCACAAGUAACAUGAGCAGCUGCAGUUUGGACCAAACGUCUAUCAAAGAGGAUGCCAGAUCUCUGUAUUCAGAGGACCAUGACAGCUACUACACAUCCAUGCACAGUGAUUCUGGACACAGGGCUGAGAACUUAUACAACAGCAGCGAUGGCUUUGGGAACCCCAGGCACAGCGUGGUCAAUGUUUUUGAUGGGAGAACUCAGAAAAGCCAGGAGGACCGGCCAGAUCACCAAGAUAAAUCGCUUUCCAGAAACAUCUCUUUGAAGAAAGCAAAGAAACCACCCCUGCCACCCUCCCGGACAGACUCUCUGCGAAGGAUUCCCAAGAAGAACAACCAGUCCAAUGGACAGGUGCUCAAUGAGAGCCUGAUCGCCUCCCUCCAGCACUCCCUGCAGCUGAGCCUCCCUGGCAAGGGCAGCAGCUCACCCUCCCAGAGCCCCUGCAGUGACUUUGAGGAGCCCUGGCCUCGUUCCCGGAGCCAGAGUACCAUCAGUGCCAGCAGUAGCAUGGCCUCUGCCACUACCCCCAACAUGUAUUCCCUGUGUGGGGUCACACCAUCGCAGAGCGACACGAGUAGCGUCAAGUCAGAAUACACAGACCCUUGGGGCUACUAUAUUGACUACACCAGCAUGCAGGAAGACCCAGGGAAUGCCACAGGGGGCUGUUCAUCCAGCAAUGGGGCACCAACUGGAAAUGGGCCAGUCCGCCACAUCCAUGAGGGCUCAGGAGCCCCAAUACCCCAAGUGCCUGGUGGCUCAGUUAAACCAAAGAUCACCUCCCCGGAGAAGUCACAGAGAGUCACCUCUCCAUCCAGUGGGUAUUCCAGCCAGUCAAAUACACCCACAGCACUCACCCCUGUGCCUGUGUUUUUAAAAUCCAUGUCACCAGCAAAUGGGAAGGGGAAGGCCAAGCCCAGGGUACCAGAAAGGAAGUCCUCUCUGAUCUCAUCAGUAUCCAUCUCCUCCUCAUCCACUUCUCUCUCCUCUAAUACUUCUACUGAAGGAAGUGGCACCAUGAAGAAGCUGGAUUCAGCCCUGUCCUCAACUGCUCCACCUCCUCCUCUACCCACUCUGCCCUCUCCAUGUCCAGCAGACAAGUCCCCUUUCCUUCCACCCCCUCCUCCUCCAGCUGAUUGUUCUGAGGGCUCCCUUCUGCCUCUAUCUCCCGGGUUCCCCCCUCCACCACCAGAAGCCCUUGUUCCCUUCUGCUCUCCCACUGACAGGUGCCUUCCUCCUCCUCCUCCCCCAGCACUUAGCCCCCCUCCUCCAGGACCCUCCCCUCCCUUGCCAGCGCCUCCACUUUUCUUGCCCUCCUCAGAACCCCCACCCGCCCCACCUCUGGACCCCAAGUUUAUGAAAGACACCAGGCCUUCUUUCAAAAACUCUGGCCAGCCUGAAUCCUCCCGGGAGGCCCUCAGGCGGCCUGCCAACAAGGAGGAGAGCAGCCGACCCCCCAUGCCCCUGAUCACCACGGAAGCAUUGCAGAUGGUGCAGUUGAGGCCGGUGAGAAAGAACUCAGGCGCCGAGGCUGCCCUGUUGUCUGAACCAACAGCUCAGGAACAACGAACUCCAACUGCUCCACAGUAUCACUUAAAGCCAUCUGCUUUUCUGAAAUCCCGAAAUAGCAUAAAUGAAAUGGAGAGUGAAAGCCAGCCUGCCUCUGUGACGAGCUUGCUUCCAACGCCUGCCAAAAGCCCGAGUCAGGGUGACCAUGACAGUGCAGCCGAGCGUGGCGGCCUUCUGAGCCGCAGUGAUGGAGCUCCAGGUCCGGGACCCAACCUCAGGGCCACUCCGCUUCCAGACUCUUCGCCCAGCAGGAAGCCGCCCCCCAUCUCCAAGAAGCCCAAACUGUUCCUGGUGGUGCCACCUCCACAGAGAGAUUUCACAGCGGAGCCCACAGAAAACGGGAGCGAAGCCCUCCAAGGCGUGCCCAGCCCCAUCAGGGCAGAGAGAUGCUCUGUGCAAAGCAAAGAGGAGGAAGAGAGCCUAGCUGGUUCUCAUGCCACGGUCCCCAGCAACUCGGUUCUGAAGAGAGGUGCUCCGGGGUCCUUGUCCUCUGGUAGCCUGGAAGCCAAUGUUUCCAUGGUCCAACCUGAUGCCUCUUCAGCCCCCACGCAGGAAGAGUCCACCGAGAACAGCGUGGAUGGUGAGGGCAAAGUGGAGAGCUGCUUGUCACAGCAGGAUGGAGAAGCUGGAGUGCUGGAAACCAACUCAGCCGCUAGCUCCUCAGAAGCCUGUGACUUCUCUAAGGAAGAUGGGAGUGACGAGGUAAUGACCCCCACUAGACCCAGGACCACAGAAGACCUGUUCGCAGCUAUCCACAGAUCCAAAAGGAAAGUCCUUGGCCGGAAAGACUCCGAAGAUGAUCACUCCCGAAAUCACUCUCCUUCCCCGCCAGUGACACCCACGGGUACGGCCCCUAGCCUGGCCUCUCCAAAACAAGUCGGGUCCAUCCAGAGAAGCAUGAGAAAGAGCAGCACCAGCAGCGACAACUUCAAAGCUCUGCUAUUAAAGAAGGGGAGUCGCUCCGACACCAGCGCCCGCAUGUCGGCCGCGGAAAUGCUCAAGUCCACGGACCCUCGAUUUCAGAGAUCCAGGUCGGAGCCUUCGCCAGACACCCCAGACAGCCCAUCCAGCUGCUCCCCCAGCAAGAACAGAAGGGCCCAGGAGGAGUGGGCCAAGAAUGAAGGCCUGAUGCCGCGGAGUCUGUCCUUUUCGGGCCCGAGGUACAGUCGCAGCCGGACACCACCCUCCGCGGCCAGCAGCAGGUACAGCAUGCGGAACCGCAUCCAGAGCAGCCCAAUGACGGUCAUCUCCGAGGGAGAGGGCGAGCCUGCAGAGCCGGUGGACAACAGAGCGAGCCGGGCACUGGACGCUGUGAAGGGAUGCUCCCUGGACAGCCUGGCAGGGCAGGAGGUGGACCAGGGCUGCCUGCCAUCAGUGGAGGAGUCGGCCUCUGUGGAUAGAACAGGCAGGGCAGAGGCCAGGAGUCCCUCUGAGCAGUGUGGGCAAGAGAAGAGUUAGGGUGAAAACCUGCUUUUUUUGAUGGAGGCAGGGGCAAGCAGUGCACUGGCACUGCCGUGGGAAGCCUAUGGGGCUCUUCCUGGCUUGAGGGGACCCUACUCAGCAUUGGUGCUGGGGGGAGGGCUGUCUCAGCCCUGCUGGUCACUUAGGACUCACUAGCCAUGUGACUUAAAAGCAAGUAGAAGCUUAAACUUAUGAAAGUGCUUCCUGGGGAAGAUCCCCCCCCCCCCAAAUGCUGAGUAUGUGUAUGUGUGUGCAUUUCAAACACUUUUUCAUUUUAACAAAUACACACGCUAACAUAUACAGAAAUAGGAGAAAAAGUCAGAGCUAAGGUAGGUAGAGUAAUGGAGUUUUCUGGACUAGGUGGCAACUGCUGUCAAAGCAUUAUGGGUAUGAAAAUGAGAGUCCACUAAGAAGGGAGAAACCAUGACUUCUAAGAGGCCGUGGUGGGCUGGUUCUAACAUACAACAUGGAUGUGCACACACAUGCACUGUUGCAGAAGGCAUGGUGGAGAAAAGAGGAGGCCGGGAAGGGCUAGGCAACUAAUCGGUUCAGGUACUUUUUCUAGGGGAAAAAGCUUUGCUUCCUUUUUUUGUAAAAAUAAUAAAUGCAGAAGUGGCUGCAUCCAGGGCCUGCGAGGUGCAGAUUUCAGUCCCAGGUUAGAAGUGUGGGCAGUUUGACAUCAGUUUCCUCCUUGAGCUGCAGCCAACCCUUUUGAGGACUGAGGUGACUGUAGAGGUAAGGGCAAGAAAGGAAAGAAGGGCAGGGGAAUGAGUGGCACACUGCUGGAUUUGUUUCCUGCUUAUUAAAUAAAAUAUUUUCAGAAUUAACUUGGAAAACUUGCACUGUAGAACUGUGGGUGGGGCUUUUCCUUUAACAAGAGUUUUGUUUGUUUUUUUAAACAAGCAAUUUCAACUUCCACUUGACAAUUUAUCACUUGAAGUGUCAACAUUUGCUAACUUUUGGAUAUCCUUUUGGUUACACCAAAGAGAAAAACAAUACAGCUAUUUUUUUUCCCUUGAACUGCCUGCAGCAUCACAUUCUCAUUUAGAAAGUUUACCAAAAUCUAUUAUGUAUUAUCUCACUUUGAAGAAAAUGCUGACUAGCUCUUGUUAGUGAAAUAAACUGAUAAAAAUUGGUAGGGCGUGGCUAUUAAUUAGCCCUGGGAAAUAAGUUUUAUUAGAUUAAAAAGAUUUUUUUUGCA